UUGAUGACAGCGAUGUUGACCGGCGCCGUGGUCGAGGCGGCGUAGAUCUUUGUGUCAGCCAUUGAUGUAGUGGUGAUGGAAUCGAAGCCGUUGAUGUUUGGGAGGGAUGACUUCUGGACGAUGGUGGGGUUAGGUGGAUAGCUAUUGAGCUUCUUCGUGCUUCGUUCGUCGUUUCGUGAGAUGGGUAUUGAAGGAACACAACACGACGCGAUUCGGGAUUGGAAUGGCAGCGGCGAGGUCAAUUCACCGCUCCAAGAAAUGCCGCCCCCUUUUUAUUUCCUCAGAUCCACUUCCCACGAUUCCCUUCCCGACCACCUUCCCCGCCUCCCCAGCCCAACCAACCCAUUCCUCCCUCGCACGCUAGCCUCCUUGCCAAGCCGCGCUUGAGCACUGACCGCAUCUUCUUUCCAAGUCUUUUCUGACAACAAGUCCGCCACUUCACGAUACAGCUCCGUCCACCUAAGACACCAAUGAGCGGCUCGAAAGACACCACCAUCACCCCGGAAUCGGCCUGCCCUGUGGACCCAGCCGCACGGAGCAGAUGGAGCUCCCUCCUCAGCUUCGGCGGCGGGAGCAGCAGCAGUAGUACCUCCCCCACCACCCCGCAUACAUCACCAACCCCCACUGCCGGCACCGCCGCCGCCGAAACAUGUCCGGUCGACCACACCGCACGGGAAAAAUGGGCGUCACUCGGCAAGAACAAACCCACGCCAGGUGUUCUUCCCGCCAACCACCCGAAACUCGACAGCACACGCGAGACGUCGACGAUCCCCCGCGCGGCCGUCACCACUCCCUCCAACAGCGAGCACGUCGGCGUUGACCCGACGAUAUACGGCGCGCCCACGGGCAACUGGAUCUACCCGUCCGAGGAAAUGUUCUUCGCCGCGAUGAAGCGCAAAGCGUUUGACCCGAAGGCGGCGGAUAUGCGCUCUAUCGUGCCGAUUCACAAUGCCGUCAACGAGCGGGCGUGGAAGGAGAUUAAAGAAUGGGAGGCGGGCUGGGGCAGUGACAAGUGUGGCGGGCCGAAGCUGGCGAGCUUUGCGGGCGACUCGAAGAAAAUGACGCCGAGAGCAAGGGUCAAAACACUCCUGGGGUAUCAUCCGCCGUUCGACAGACACGAUUGGGUUGUGGAUCGCUGUGGAAAGAAGGUGGAGUACGUUAUCGAUUUCUACUCGGGAAAGCCAGAUCCUCGACAACCAGAAAAGGUGUCGUUUUAUCUGGACGUAAGGCCGAAACUAAGCAUAGAGGGGGUGAAGAUGAGAACUGCGAAGUGGGUUGGGUCGUGGUUCUGAGGCAGGGGACGAAGGCAGUGUACGAUAGAUAUCUCAGUGGGCAUGUGUACCAUAUUCGCGUGAAGUAGGCUUGACGAAGCCGUU
Tricharina praecox is the source of this 1376-nucleotide messenger RNA. RefSeq names its product cytochrome c/c1 heme-lyase. Gene Ontology annotation, biological process: cytochrome c-heme linkage. NCBI's taxonomy places the organism in Eukaryota, Fungi, Ascomycota, Pezizomycetes, Pezizales, Pyronemataceae. Gene Ontology annotation, cellular component: mitochondrion. The transcript has a single exon. The coding region runs from base 471 to 1292 and encodes 273 amino acids. Gene Ontology annotation, molecular function: holocytochrome-c synthase activity. The record is from RefSeq and is a predicted model, not a curated record.